This is a messenger RNA of Daucus carota subsp. sativus, 1011 nucleotides long. RefSeq names its product zinc finger BED domain-containing protein RICESLEEPER 2-like. Bases 1 to 1011 code for a protein of 336 amino acids. The transcript has a single exon. NCBI's taxonomy places the organism in Eukaryota, Viridiplantae, Streptophyta, Magnoliopsida, Apiales, Apiaceae. The record is from RefSeq and is a predicted model, not a curated record. Gene Ontology annotation, molecular function: DNA binding.
AUGGCAAUCGAAGAGUGUUUGGUAGAGUGGGGAAUUACCAAAGUGUUGUCUAUCACGGUAGAUAAUACUAGCUCAAAUGAUGUUGCAUUGCAAAAGUUAAAAGGUAAAAUUGGUAAUUGGGAUACUAGUGUCUUGAAUGGUGAACAUUUGCAUUUGAGAUGUGUUGAUCACAUCUUAAAUUUAAUUGUUAAAGAUGGAUUGAGUAUAUUUGAUGGAUCAAUUAGUAAGGUGAGAAGUGCCGUUAAGUAUGUGAGACAAUCUCCCGCUCGAGAGAUGAUGUUUAUGGAAUGUGCAAAAUAUGAGAGAAUUGAGACUAAAAGAUCUUUAAUUCUUGACGUGGAUACUAGAUGGAAUUCCACCUAUCAAAUGCUAGAUGUGGCGGAGAAAUAUGAAAGAGCAUUUGAUAGGUAUGAUACACAAGAUCCUGGGUAUAAAAAACAUCUCAAGUCGGGCAAUGUUGAUGGAAGGCCUACAAGUCAAGAUUGGGUUACCAUUAGGAAAUUUGCAUUGUUCUUGAAAUUUUUUUAUGAUCUAACUUGCAAGAUUUCGAGAACUCUUUAUGUUACUUCUAACAUUUUUUUGCAUGAGAUAUAUGCCGUUCAUGCCAUCUUGAAUGAAUGGACAUAUGGUGUUGAUGGUCAAAUGGUUAGUAUUGGAAGGGAGAUGUUGGCGAAGUUUAACAAGUAUUGGGGUGAUCCAACCAAAAUGAACAAUCUUUUAUUCAUUGCGGUGGUAUUUGAUCCAAAGCACAAGUUACAAUUUAUGGUGUAUAUGCUAAAGCACAUGUAUGGAAAAGAGGUAGGGGGAAUGAUUGGAAAGUCUUUGGAAGAAACAUUGUAUAAAAUGUUUAAUGAGUACAAAACUAAAAUGUCUAAAAACAACGAAAGAGAUGGGGCUAUAGAGAAAAGAAGAGAUGACAACAUUGGCCAAGUGCAUCCAUCUCAAUUGUUGAGGAUGCAAUUUGAGAAAGAUAUUGCAAUGAUUCAAGUGAUGGGAGUGCAUCGGAUUUAA